Molecule: messenger RNA, 684 nt
Organism: Saccharomyces paradoxus
Lineage: Eukaryota; Fungi; Ascomycota; Saccharomycetes; Saccharomycetales; Saccharomycetaceae
Gene: ATP23
Product: putative metalloprotease
Exons: 1
Coding region: 1-684 (227 amino acids)
Biological process (GO): mitochondrial proton-transporting ATP synthase complex assembly; mitochondrial protein processing
Cellular component (GO): extrinsic component of mitochondrial inner membrane
Molecular function (GO): metalloendopeptidase activity
Source: RefSeq, a predicted model, not a curated record
AUGGGUACCAGUGGGAAUAAUGCUGGGUUUGACUGGUGGAGACGAACCAUGCAGUACAAGACUGGUAUAGGCUUGACGCCGGAGGAGAAAACUCGAUACGAAGAAGACUCUAAAGCUCGAGCACUGAAAAAAGAAUGUCUGAAGUGUUAUGAGCAUCGAGAUUGGAUGCUUAAAUACUCUCCUACUGUUCGUUUUAUGGUACAGGCCAUCAGGAAACUGAAUAAGGGUAGCGAUAGUAAAUUCGACGAUUCGAAGAUCAUUUGCGAUUACUGCCCUGAUUGGAAGGGUGGUGGCUUUCAUCCUGAGUUGGGAAUCCUGUUAUGUCAGAACAGAUUACGUGAUAAAUGGCAUCUAGAAGAUACACUGUCGCAUGAAUUAAUUCAUUAUUUCGAUGAUUUAAAAUGGCAAGUAGAUUGGUUAAAUCUGAAACAUCAUGCAUGUUCGGAAAUCAGGGCCUCCUCAUUAAGUGGGGAAUGUAGGUUUUGGGAAGAGUUUAAGAGGAGAGGGUUUCGCACAGGAUUCCAUGUGGCAAGAGGUCACCAAGAUUGUGUGAGAAGGAGGGCUGUAAUUAGUGUUUCAGGGAAUCCCAACUGUAAAAGCAAGGAACAUGCAGCAAAAAUAGUGGAUGAAGUUUGGGACAGUUGCUUCGCUGAUACAAGGCCGUUUGAUGAGAUUUACAGAUGA